This is a messenger RNA of Aegilops tauschii subsp. strangulata, 977 nucleotides long. RefSeq lists its product as uncharacterized. The record is from RefSeq and is a predicted model, not a curated record. Gene Ontology annotation, molecular function: zinc ion binding. NCBI's taxonomy places the organism in Eukaryota, Viridiplantae, Streptophyta, Magnoliopsida, Poales, Poaceae.
CAUAUUCCUCCCCCGUCCCCUUCUCCCCGAGAGCGAAGGCAAAGCGAACACACAAACCCAAACCCGCCCACUUCUCCUCUCAAGGCUUCGUCUGCCACCGACGCGACCCAAAAACCCAAGCCCCCAACCCUAGCGCGAGGACUGAAAGAGGAGGAGGCGGCGGCAACCCCGUCGACCGGAGGGGAGAUGGUGUUCUUCGCGCUGCUCGUGGGGGCAGAGCUCGACGGCCUCACCAACCUGCAGCCCCGCGGCGGCUGCGACGACCCCAGCUACCCUUACUACUUCAAGCUGCGGUGCGAGAGCUGCGGGGAGACGAGCGCGAAGACCACCUGCGUCUCCCUCGACGAGGUCGUCCAACUGCCCACUGGCAAAGGCACCGCCAAUCUCCUCCAGAAGUGCAAGUUAUGUUCGAGGGAGGGAUCAGUUGUGAUGAUUCCUGGGCAGGGAACACCACUGACUGCUGAGCAGAGCCAGAAAGGAGAGAUGACUUGUUUGAUGGUCUUUGAAUGCAGAGGCUAUGAACCUAUUGAGUUCGCUUUUGGUAAUGGCUGGAAGGCUGAAUCUGUACAUGGGACACCAUUUGACAUUGAUCUUUCUGAAGGAGAGUUUGAUGAGUAUGAUGAGAAGGGAGAGUGCCCUGUCGCUCUAUCCAAGCUGCAGUCAACAUUCAAAGUGGUGAAGAAGCAGGGUUUUCAUGGGAAGACCAGAUAUGUCUAAGAUCCAGUUUCUCUUGGGCUCUUCAAACAUUGGAGUCAGAGAUGUAUAAAGCGCAUCUACAAAGUCGAAUCCUCAAUGUUGAUUUUGUAUUUGAACUAAGUUCGUGCCCAUGAUUCGGUGGUCGGUGGAUUUGCCAUGAAUUUGGUUAAGCUUGCAGUGAUGUGGCCUCCUGUUUGGAAAAAUUGAAUAUUCUGCCUAUCAGUGGUUUCAAACUUAGAUCUAUGGCUCUACCAUAUCAAUCAUAAAAUUAUGUGGCUGAA